UUUGUUUUUGUUUUUGUUUUUGACGGGAAAACACAGCCAAUUUAUUCAAUUUCAAUGGUAUAUUGAAACAGAGAAAGUAAUUUUCAUAAAGCAAAAUAAUUAAAAACAAAAAAAAAGACAUUCAAUUAUAAUAUUAUAAAGGUUUCAUUAGUGUAGCCGUUAGCCGUUACGAAGCAAUUCACAUUUAUUUUGAUAAAUAAAAAGAAAAAAGAAACCAAAAUAUUCUGAAGAUGACCGUUACAUUUACCCGCAAUUCAAAUUCACCAAAAACCCAAUUCACCCAGAUAGAAUUAGAUUCCCACAAAAUUACAGAAACCAGAAAUGGAAGAAGAAACAACAUUACAGCAACUCAGAUCCAAAGCCACUGAACUUCUACUCAGAGAAGAUUGGAAUGAAUCAAUCAAAGUUUACUCCAAAUUCAUCUCUCUUUGCCAACAACAAAUUUCAAACACUAAUCAACAAUCAGACAUUUCAAUACUCCAGAAAUCCCUCUGUUUAUCCCUCUCGAAUCAAGCCGAAGCCCGGUUUCGAUUAAGGGAUUUCGAGGAAGCCCUCAAAGAUUGUGAUGAAGCGCUUCAAAUUGACAAUACCCAUUUCAAAACCCUUGUUUGUAAAGGUAAAAUCUUGCUCAAUCUUAAUAGAUAUUCUUUGGCUUUGGAUUGUUUUAAAGGGGUUUUGGGUCUUGAAUCACAACAGUGUAAUGGGAAUUUAGAGAUGUUAAAUGGGUUUAUUGAGAAAUGUAAGAAGCUUGAUUAUUUGUCAAGAACUGGUAAUUUUGAUGUUUCUGAUUGGGUUUCUGGUGGGUUUUCUGGGGUUUGUCCUGAACUUGGUGAAUUUGUUGGUAAUGUUGAGAUUAAAAGGUCUGAAAUUAGUGGAAGAGGUUUGUUUUCUACUAAAAAUAUUGAUGUUGGAAAUUUAAUUUUGGUUACUAAAGCUGUUGCUACUGAAAGAUGUAUUUUACCAAAAUGUAGUAAUGGGGUUUUGGGUGAAAAUGCUCAAUUGGUUAUGUGGAAGAAUUUCAUUGAUAAGGUUAACAAAUCGGCCUCGAAAUGUUCCAAAAUCCGUCAUUUGAUUAGUACAUUGUCUAUUGGUGAGAAUGAGGAUGAUCUUGAAGUACCUGAUAUUUGUCUCUUUAAGCCUGAAACUGAAGGGGUGAAUUUUCCUACUCAAGACCUUGAUGUAGACAAGAUUUUGAGUGUACUUGAUGUGAAUUCGCUUGUUGAAGAGGCGGUUUCGAGCAAAGUCCUAGGGAAGAAUAGUGAUUAUUAUGGUGUAGGCUUAUGGUUGCUCCCUUGUUUGAUCAACCAUUCUUGUAGUCCUAAUGCAAGGCGUUUGCACAUUGGUGAUUAUGUGGUUGUUCUUGCUUCUAGGGUAGUAAAGGCAGGGGAAGAGAUCACAUUUGCUUACUAUGAUGUUCUUUCUCCAUUUAGCAAGAGGAAAGAAAUGGCCAAAACAUGGGGCUUCCAAUGUGAGUGUAAGAGGUGCAAAUAUGAGGAAGAAAUGCAAUCCAAACCCGAGAUUGGUGAGAUUGAGAAAGGACUCGAACGAGGAGUGGAUGUUGGUUGUGCCAUUUUUCGACUAGAGGAGUGUAUGAGGAGGUGGGUGAUGAGAGGAAAAGAGAAGGGUUACUUUCGAGCAUCGUUUUGGAAGGCAUUUUCUGAGGCUUAUGAAUCAGAGAAGACUGUAAGGAGGUGGGGGAGGAAGAUACCGGCAUUAGAGCCAAUUGUGGACAGCUUAGUUGAAGCAGUUGGAGGAGAUGAAAGAGUACUCAAAGUGCUUGUUAGGAAGCUGAAGAAAAGUGGUAAUGGGUUUGCAGAAAUGGAAAGGGCAAUCAAGUUAGGAAGAGGUGUCUAUGGUAAGAUUGUGAAGAAACAAGCUCUAAGAAUUCUUCUUGAACUUGGAGUUCAUGAAUAAGAAUGAAUGCUCUACUAACUUAGUAGCAUGCUUAAUUUUGUUAAUUCAUUCUUCUGCUAUAAUUUUUUUAGUGGAGAAAGAUUAACAUGUUAUGUUUUUAGCUAGUUUCAAGUUUAAGAGAUUUUUAGCUUAAAUCUUUUCAUGUCUUGAACAAUUUGUUAGCGGCAAUCAAGACAAUUAUCUUUGUCUAGUACUCUAAUACUAGUAGUUUCUGGUGUUUGCAUUAUUUUAGAUAUGACUGUAUGAGCAUUAGUUUACACCUAAGAUUUGUGUAAGCAUAGGAAUACUUGGACUAUAGUCUAUACUUAGCUUAUUUGAAUACAGAUUGGCUUACUGUUUGCUCACAUAAAUUUCUAGAAUUAAAAGUAUUAUUUUUUUCAAUUCAACUAUGG
Molecule: messenger RNA, 2306 nt
Organism: Chenopodium quinoa (quinoa)
Lineage: Eukaryota; Viridiplantae; Streptophyta; Magnoliopsida; Caryophyllales; Amaranthaceae
Exons: 1
Coding region: 322-1914 (530 amino acids)
Molecular function (GO): protein binding
Source: RefSeq, a predicted model, not a curated record